Nerophis ophidion (straightnose pipefish) is the source of this 974-nucleotide messenger RNA. RefSeq names its product arachidonate 5-lipoxygenase-activating protein (gene alox5ap). Gene Ontology annotation, biological process: leukotriene biosynthetic process. Lineage: Eukaryota; Metazoa; Chordata; Actinopteri; Syngnathiformes; Syngnathidae. Gene Ontology annotation, cellular component: endoplasmic reticulum; nuclear envelope; membrane. Gene Ontology annotation, molecular function: glutathione transferase activity; leukotriene-C4 synthase activity; enzyme activator activity. The record is from RefSeq and is a predicted model, not a curated record. The coding region runs from base 104 to 571 and encodes 155 amino acids. The transcript is spliced from 6 exons.
CUAUUCUCGCGAGGUUUUGGUUCAGUACAAGAGGCCGCGAGACCUGCAUUGGCGCGGGUACACAAAAAGAAGCUUCCACAUUUAGCCAGCUUCACAAGUGGUGAUGGAGGUGAAGGUGGUGGAGAAGAUCUACCUGCUGGUGCUGGUCACCCUCCUCAGCGUGCUGCAAAAUGCUUUCUUCGCCCUGAAGGUGGAGAAGGAAUGUAAGAUCCACAACACCCGCACCUCCGCCUUUGAGAGAGUGUCCUGUGCCAGCCGCAACUGCAUGGACGCCUACGCCACUUUCCUGGCCGCCAUGUGGUGUGCCGGCCUUUGUUUGAGUCAAGCUCCUGCUGCCUUUGCUGGUCUGAUCUACGUGGUGGUCCGACACAAGUACUUUGUGGGCUACAUGGGGCAGAGCUGCCAGAGCACGCCAGGUUUCCUGUUUGGCAAACGCAUCCUGUUCUUCCUGCUGCUGAUGUCCAUGGUGGGAAUCUGCAACUACCUGCUGGUGUGUUUGUGCGGCAACAACUACACGGGCUACUUGGAGACCAUCACCAAGGCCGCCUCCGCCCUGCUGCUCAUCCCAUGAAGUCUCCCACCAAACUCUCCUUUUCGCAUUUUUUAUUACAAAUACAUGUCUGUCUGGUAUAAAAAUAAAUAUCUGCUCCAGCUCCUUCUUGGCGUCACCGCGUCUGGAAGGUCUUCGGCGAAAAGUGGUCUUUGUGUAAAAAAAAUUUAAAAAAAUACAAAGACUCCUCCUUCAGGUCAGUUGGAGCUGUGGAGGAGAGGAGAGGAGACGUAAAACAGCAGGACCAGGACUUAUGGGGUUGCAGAAAUCACUGUUUGUCAUUUUGUCAAAAAUUACUCUUCAAAUGGGUUUAUUUUGUGAUUGAUGCUGUAUUACUGCCUACCAAAACAUUCCUGUUAGUCUGAUUUUGGCUCUUCAUCCUUCCUCUCUCUUCUCAUAAGGUAAAAUAAAGAUAUGGAAGUUA